This is a messenger RNA of Brassica napus (rape), 2646 nucleotides long. RefSeq lists its product as uncharacterized. Lineage: Eukaryota; Viridiplantae; Streptophyta; Magnoliopsida; Brassicales; Brassicaceae. The transcript has a single exon. The record is from RefSeq and is a predicted model, not a curated record. Bases 296 to 2275 code for a protein of 659 amino acids.
AUUCUUCUUCAUUUUUGUUGAAUAGCUCUUUAUUCAAUAUUCAAUAAACUAAUACAAAAGCUAGAGCGAAAAGAAUUUCCCAUUAAUUGUAUUUGUCGGUUUCUGUCCUAAAUAUAGUUAACUAAUCAACCAUGAUAAUUGAGAAGUACUUUAAUUAUUAUUGAAUGACCACCAAAAGUAAAAAAGUAAGUCUAUAAGAACGCCUCUCAGACUAACCAUCUAACCUAGCUUUGAAAUUUUAUGCAACUUUGGGAUUUAGCCAUCUUCUUCCCCUCUCUUCGUAUACGACCACCAAAUGGAAUCUGAGGGAGGAGUGUUGUUACCAUUGUUUCACGAGCAUCCUAUGAUGCCUUGGAAUGAUCUGAGGAGAGGUGAUUGUUGUGGAAGAUAUGAAUCACAGAGUGACGGCUACUAUUGUAAACUCUGUGUCUUUUUCGUCCACAAGAAAUGUGGCAACAACGAGCUCUCUCAAUUCAUCGACCACCCAUCUCACCCCAAUCACACUCUCCAGCUUCGACUUGAUAAAGGAGGUAACAUAUGUGAUUUAUGUGGUUGGAAAAUCGCAAAGCUAUGCUAUCGUUGUCAGAUGUGUGACUGCGACUUGGAUCUACACUGUGCCAAGUACCCACCACCAGAUGUUAUUGACAAUUUUGAGACUCACCCCCACAAGCUCACACUUGUCAAGGAUAAGACCAUCUUCAACUGUUCUGCUAAAUGCGGGAAGGCUAGUGUUGGACUUACUUACAAAUGUGAUGAAUGCGAUGUAGCCUUCCACGUGGAUUGUGUAUGGCACCCAGCAACAGAUCAUCCGACAGAGGUAAACCAUCCUUACCACUCCUUGCAUCCUCUUAAGCUCCUCACAGGUCCGCCACCGGACUAUUCUGAUGGUAAAUGUCGUCUUUGCGGAACAGAGAUUGACAAAGAAUUGUUUUAUCAUUGUUCUUCUUGCAACUUCACACUGGAUAUGCCUUGUGUUUUGAACCCACCACAAAAAACUCUUGUUGAUCCGAAAGUGCAUGAUCACCAACUCACCCUUCUUCCACGACUCGAUUCUUUUACUUGUAAUGCUUGUGGUCUGAAGGGAGAUCGAAGCCCUUACGCAUGUUUUGAUUGUGGUUUCAUGAUCCAUCAAGACUGUCUUGCCCUUCCACGUGUCAUUAACAUCAACCGGCAUGAUCACCGUGUUUCUCGUACUUCGGUUCUUGGUGACGCUGCUAUGAAUUCUGUGUGCGGAGUUUGUCGCAAAAAGGUGGAUUGGACAUGUGGAGGGUUUUAUUGUAAGAGGUGUCCUGGCUAUGUCUUUCAUUCUAAAUGUGCUACCAGAAAUGAUGUGUGGAACGGGAAAGAACUCGAAGGAGUACCCGAAGAAGAAGAAGGUACAGAACCAUAUGUGGUAAUAGAUGAAAACACAAUACAACAUUUCAGCCACAAAGAGCAUUACCUAAGACGAAUCCAUGGGAAUGGUGUUUUGUAUGAGAAUAACAAACGAUGCAGCGCAUGCAUCCAUCCCAUCGGUCUCCAAUCCUUUUAUGGAUGUAUGGAUUGUCAUUUUUCUCUCCAUCAGAAGUGUGCUGAAUGUCCUAAAAAGAAAAGGCAUGUACUACACAAUGAACGGCUCACUUUAGUUACAAACAAGGAGCUAGAAGUCUUCAGUUGUGAUGCUUGCUAUCGAAGGUCCAAUGGUUUCAUGUACAAGGAUGGGGGUAAGGAGUUUGAUGUCUUGUGCGGUUCAAUUUCUGAGCCAUUUGUCCAUCCAAGUCAUCCCCAACAUCCCUUAUAUUACAUUCCAACAGAAGAAGUAGAAAUAUGCAAUGGUUGCAACAGCAAGGAAGAUUAUGUGCUCAGGUGCAUUGAAGAUGAUUGUAGAUUUGUAUUGUGCUUCAAAUGCGCCACUCUACCACAAGUGGUGAAGCACAGAGUAGACGAUCAUCCUCUCUCACUGUGCUAUGGCGAAGAGGAAGAGGCAAGUGGUAAAUAUUGGUGUGAUAUUUGUGAGAGAGAAACCAAUCCAAAGGAAUGGUUCUACACUUGUAAAGAUCAGCGGGCUAGUUUGCAUACAGAAUGUGUGCUCGGAGACUCUGCAGGGCUCAUGCCAAGAAGUAUAGCAGAGAUUUGGUGCAAAUCGUUUGAGGUGGAGCUCAAUAAUAGUGUAACUCGUCCGUUUUGCAAGGGGCCGUGUAAGGAUCGUUGCAAGUACCCUAUCUACUUCAAGUUGCUUGGAAGAACCUCAGAGACAUACCUUUGCUCCGUUUCUUGCAUAUUUUGGUUUCGUUGAUGAGGAAAGAUGUUUAUUCGUUUAAGUUUCUUAUAUUCUUCCUUGGACAAGUUCACUUCCAUUAUGAAUUUGAUGAUCUCUAUCGAACUUAUUUUUAUUUUAUUUUAAAAAUGUGAGCUGUUUUCUUAUAAAUUUAUAGGUAACAGAUUCUUGAGGACUAAAAGAACAAUCACUGUGAAUCAUAGUGUAACCGAGUGUUGUUGUCCUACACAUCACCAUUCUUUGUGUUGUCUCUGCCUAUUCAAACAUGGAAGAAAGAUGUGUCUCUCUUCUCUUGGGUAGAAAAUGAUUGUUUAUCAAAGCAUUUCUCUAUAAACUAUUAUAGAAGGAAAUCGUGAAGUUAAUUACCCUGGAAAUUGGAACUCUUUUAC